Molecule: messenger RNA, 1608 nt
Organism: Elephantulus edwardii (Cape elephant shrew)
Lineage: Eukaryota; Metazoa; Chordata; Mammalia; Macroscelidea; Macroscelididae
Gene: CARD9
Product: caspase recruitment domain family, member 9
Exons: 12
Coding region: 1-1608 (535 amino acids)
Biological process (GO): positive regulation of canonical NF-kappaB signal transduction; regulation of apoptotic process
Source: RefSeq, a predicted model, not a curated record
AUGUCGGACUACGAGAACGACGACGAAUGCUGGAACGUCCUAGAGAGCUUCCGCGUGAAGCUCAUCUCUGUCAUUGACCCCUCCCGCAUCACACCCUACCUGCGUCAGUGCAAGGUGCUCAACCCUGACGAUGAGGAGCAGGUGCUCAGCGACCCCAGCCUGGUCAUCCGCAAGCGCAAAGUGGGUGCCCUCCUGGACAUCCUGCAGCGGACGGGCCACAGAGGCUACGUGGCCUUCCUGGAGAGCUUGGAGCUGUACUACCCGCAGCUGUACAAGAAGGUGACGGGCAAGGAACCGGCCCGCGUCUUCUCCAUGAUCAUCGACGCCUCUGGGGAGUCGGGCCUGACACAGCUGCUGAUGAGUGAGGUGCUGAAGCUGCAGAAGAAGGUGCAGGACCUGACGGCGCUGCUGAGCUCCAAGGACGACUUCAUCAAGGAGCUGCGCGUCAAGGACAGUCUGCUGCGGAAGCACCAGGAGCGCGUGCAGCGGCUCAAGGAGGAGUGUGAGGCCGGCGGCCGGGAGCUCAAGCGCUGUAAGGACGAGAACUAUGAGCUGGCCCUGCGCCUGGCGCGCCAGACCGAAGAGAAGGGCGCUGCCCUCAUGCGGAACCGUGACCUGCAGCUGGAGGUGGACCGGCUCAAGCACAGCCUCAUGAAGGCGGAGGACGACUGCACUGUGGAGCGCAAGCACACCCUGAAGCUGAGGCACGCCAUGGAGCAGCGGCCCAGCCAGGAGCUGCUGUGGGAGCUGCAGCAGGAGAAGGCGCUGCUGGCAGUGCGCGUGCAGGAGCUGGAGGCCAAGCAGGAAGGAUGUCAGGACAAGAGUAACGGCUACAUCCAGGUGCUGGAGGAGGACUGGCGUCAGGCCCUGCAAGACCACCAUGAGCAGGCCAACACCAUCUUCUCUUUGCGCAAAGACCUGCGCCAGGCUGAGGCCCAGCGAGCUCGGAGCACGGAAGAGAAGGAGAUGUUCGAGCUGCAGUGCCUGGCUCUGCGCAAAGACUCCAAGAUGUACAAGGAGCGCAUCGAGGCUGUCCUGCAGCAGAUGGACGAGGUGGCCAUUGAGAGGGACCAGGCCAUCGCCACACGGGAGGAGCUGCACAGUCUGCACGCCAAGGGCCUGCAGGAGAAGGACGCACUGCGGAAGCAAAUCCGAGAGCUGGGCGAGAAGGCAGACGAGCUCCAGCUGCAGCUGUUCCAGAGCCAGGGCCAGCUGCUGUCUGCAGAGUCCCGGCUCAGGCAGCAGCAGCUGGAGACCCUUGUCUUGAUCUCAGACCCGGAAGACAGCCCACCAGGGGACUCCCGGGAGCUCUCACUGCCCCGGAGCCUGGAAGAAGAUGUCCAGCUCUCCGACAGAGGUGGCCUAAGUGAAGAGCAGAGCCUGGAGCCGCCCUUCAUGGCUCUGCAGGAGCCACUUUCCCUGACUCCCAGCUACACGGGCCUGAGCUGCGGGGAGCCCCCUGAGAAAGAGCGACGUCGCCUCAAGGAGAGCUUUGAGAACUACCGAAGGAAGCGGGCCCUCCGCAAGCUGCAGAACGGAUCGCGGCAGGGGGAGGUGGACUGGGGGAACACGACGGGCAGCGACAACACGGACACCGAGGGGCCCUAG